Molecule: messenger RNA, 2505 nt
Organism: Amphiprion ocellaris (clown anemonefish)
Lineage: Eukaryota; Metazoa; Chordata; Actinopteri; Pomacentridae
Product: lysophosphatidic acid receptor 6-like
Exons: 1
Coding region: 78-923 (281 amino acids)
Biological process (GO): phospholipase C-activating G protein-coupled receptor signaling pathway; positive regulation of Rho protein signal transduction
Cellular component (GO): membrane
Molecular function (GO): lysophosphatidic acid receptor activity
Source: RefSeq, a predicted model, not a curated record
AGAACUACUGAGUGGUGUGCAAAGGUGUAAUAUUCACUCAAGGACUCAGGAACAUUGCUUUUUCUCAAAAAGCCGACAUGAACAACACCACUGAGGAGGCGGUGGAGCCACAGCCGGUCUAUGCUGUGCUCUUUGGCUGCAUCUUGGCCCUUGGUCUGCCUCUCAACGCUGUGUCUCUGUGGAUUCUGCUUCACCACCACAGCCUCAAGUCACCCAGCGCUGUCUUCAUGGUCAACCUGGCAAUCUCAGACCUGCUGCUCGUCAUCUCCUUGCCCAUGAGGGUCUAUUUCUAUGCAACAGGUAACUGGCCUCUAAGCAACGCAGCGUGCCUCAGUGUAACAGGACUCUUUCACACCAACAUCCACUCCAGUUCUAUCUUCAUCACCUUCAUCAGCGUGGACCGGCUGCUGGCUGUAGUUUAUCCUCUGAGGUCACGGCAUCUUCGAACCUCAACCAACGCCUGGAAAGGUGCUGGACUCAUUUGGCUGAUUUUGUUGGUGGCUAUUAUCUCAGUGAUGGUGAGGCUUUCAGGACAACCACCACACAACCACACCUGUUUUGUACCACAUGAUGCAAAUGAUACUGAUCCUGAAAUAUCACCAGCUGAUUAUCUUGAUCCUGUGGUGGUGUCCAUCCUGCUGGCAGUCAACGUUGUGUGCACUGCUAUGGUGUUGUGGACUCUACGCAGUCAUCUCAGUGACUCUGCAAAGGUCAAGAACAAGUUGAAUGUAAUGCUGAUUUUUGUGCUGAAUUUGGUCAUAUUCACCAUAUGUUUCUUACCUCUGUCAAUUAGUUUGGUUACAGUUCAUGACCGUUUGCCAAUGAUAUGUCUUGCUGCUGCGAACUGUUGCCUGGAUCCACUGCUGUAUUAUUUUUCUUUUGAUGCUUUCUGGAAGAAAAAAGAAGCUGUGGAACUAUCAUGAGAAUAGUGCAAAAAAACCCAAACAUAUUUACAUGAGGUGGUGUCAGAUCUCCAAUGAGAUGUAGUUUUCCUAUUUUCCUGCAAAAUAUGGGGCAUGGGAUGUAUAUUUGGUUACAAGCUAGACUAUGUGAUGUUUUUACAUUUGUCUUUUUAUCAGGAAACCAAAAAUUAUUGGUAAAAAGACAAAUGUGUAUCAUUUUUUUAACCAAUUUUCUUCAGGUACUUAUGAGUUUUCAUUUAUUGUACAGACAUGACUGAUCUUCUCAUCAUUUACCAUAAGGUAAAAAGACCUUUGACAUGGUUUAUCAUGAUGCAUUUAAUACUAGUGUGAAUUAUACUCCUCUUCACUGUAUGAUAAUGUUGGUGGUCAUCCCUCUCUGUAAGGUAUAAGGCCUCAUUGCUGAAGUUUGAUUCAGUUUUAUCUUUCAGGCAAAUCAGUUUUUGAAUGUAACGUUUUUAUUUCUGUCGAUUCAUUUAUUUUCAGUUCUUAAAUGCUUUAAUUAUUGCUUUUAAUUAUUUUACUAAAUUUGCUUUUUAAUAUUUUUAUUGUCAUUGUUAUCCAAGUUUUUUACUUGUGUGUGUACACCUUUAGCUUUCUUACUUGACUGCACUGUAGAUGAGGCCUCCAGACUUCAAUGUAUUCCAAGUUUAAAUAAAGAUUGAAAACAAUGUUUCACCAUUUGUUAGCCACCCAAAUGCAUCCAGUGUUUUUUUGUUUUCUUUUCAGUCAUCUGAACUGAACUGAGGCCGCAUGUGAAACAUCUAUUCAGAUUUUAAUGCAGUUGAAUGGACAAAAGGAGGCAGGAAUGGUUUUUGAUGUGAGACAAGGCUUCAGAAAGUCACUGAUACUGACCAUAGACUGUAUAUAAAGACGGACGUAGCACCCGGGACGUCACCCCUUGGUUUCUGCACUGAGAAAAUGAAGCCUCUUCCUGGUUGACAUCUUGGAUUUUUGGAGACAGUGAUGACAACAAGGGCGGAGCCGGAGAGCAGUGAUUGGUCAGACUGACUGAGAGCCGGAGAGCAGUGAUUGGUCAGACUGACUGAGAGCCGGAGAGCAGUGAUUGGUCAGACUGACUGAGAGCCAGAUUGGUCAGACUGGCUGAGAGCCAAGGAUUCUCUGUCCCGCCCUCAUUUACCGGAUCUGCUGUUUAGCUACGCUGCUGCUAACAACGUUAGCCUCUAGUGAUGGCUGAUCGAGGCUUUGUUGAAGCUUCGACACUUCAUUCAAAACAUGGUUCAUUACUUGAGGCCUCAAUGACACACAGUGCUCGAGUAGGACAUCUAGUGGUCAAUAAUAUGAAGUGCAAUCAAGAUGUGGUCGUUGGUUCAUGGAUUGUUUUGGAUUUGAUUCGCCAUGCACACAUUCCUGUUUGACUACACUAGAUGAUUGUAUGGGUUGUAGUGGACACAAAAAUAAUAUUACUAGUAAUAAUAAUGACAAUAACUAUUGAAGAGCACGUUUCUUAUUUCCCAUGUUUGUCUGUAUCCCUAUAUACUCUUUGCUUAUAUUCUGUGUUAUGAAACUAAACGGUGCUGCUACAUUCAUGAGAUGUGCUCUAUAAAUACAGACUGAUGUCAUU